AUGAGUAAUAUUAAAAACUUUCAUCAUCCAUUUAAGCCAUAUAAGAUUCAAAAUGAGUUUAUGGAGGCUCUUUAUUUAGCAAUUGAGGCAGGGGGUGUUAGCAUUUUUGAUUCUCCAACAGGAACAGGGAAAUCUCUAAGUAUUAUAUGUGGAGCACUUACAUGGCUUCGUGAACAUGAUUAUAUUUGUUUAGAAGAAGCGCAAAAAAACGUACAAAGCGAUGAACCUGAAUGGAUUAUUAAAUAUGAAAUAGAGGAAAAAAAAAAAUCUCUUCAGAUGAGGAGGAAAGAAAUAGAAGAAAAGUUUGAGAAAAUAAGAAAAGAAGAAGAAAUAAACAGGAAUAAAGAAAUUAGUAGAAAUUUUUUUUUCAAAAAAAGACGAUUAAAUGAUUUAAAUCAAAACUCUGAUGAUGAAAGUUUUUUAGUAGACGAAUAUAACAGCGACGAUGAUUCUCAUAAAUCAUAUUUAGAUUCUAUAGACACUAAUUUCUCUCCUCAAGUAUUACAAUUAUUGCAAAAACUUAAAUACCCAAUAGAGGAAAAAAAAGAUCUUACAGACGAUGAUAGAUACCCAGAAGAACUUAAAAUCAUAUAUGCAUCACGAACACACUCUCAACUAACACAAUUCAUUAACGAGUUACGGCGGGUGUCAUUUCCAUCUACAUUUCAAGACAAUACUGUCCAACCAGUAAGGCAUAUUGCAUUAGCAUCUCGUAAAAAUCUAUGUAUUAAUCCCAACGUUUCAAAAUUAUCCAAUAUUAAUCUAAUUAAUGAGAAAUGUAUUGAACUUCAGAAACAUAAUACGAUUCCAGAAGGAAGAUGUAGAUAUCUUCCCAAAGAUGAUAAAACAAAAAUACAUAAUUUCAGAGAUCAUGCACUAGCCAACAUCCGAGAUAUUGAAGAUCUUGUUAUUUUAGGUCAAAAAUUAGACAUAUGCCCAUAUUAUUCUUCAAGAACAGCUCUUAAAUUAGCAGAGAUAAUUACUUUACCAUACCCACUUCUUUUACAAGCCUCUGCACGCGAAACAUUGAAUUUGUCUCUUAAAAAUAAUAUAGUUAUUAUAGAUGAAGCACAUAAUUUAAUAGAUACCAUAACAUCAAUUUACUCAAGUACGAUAACAUUUAGCCAAGUUUCGUUAGCUAUGAAUCAAAUUAAUAUUUAUCUUUCAAAGUUUAACAAAAAGCUUAAAGGAAAAAACCUAGUUUAUAUAAAACAAAUCAUCAAACUUUUAAAAAAUAUAAGUAAUUUCAUGGAAUGUAAAAAUAAUAUUAUAGGAGAUAUUCAAGUUGAACAAUCUGAAAUAUUAUUUUAUGGAGGUGGAGAUCAAGUAAAUAUAUACAAAUUAGAAAAAUAUAUGAAAAAUAGCGGAUUAGCUAGAAAAGUAGAUGAAUAUUUUGAAAAAAAAUCAAAAAAUUUGGAUCAAACAAAAACAAAUACUGAAAAAAAUAUUAUAUUAGGAUUACCCAUCCUUUCCCAUAUUCAAACAUUUCUUUUAAAUCUAACAAAUCCUUUUACUGAAGGAAAAAUAUUCUUUGGACAUAUAGAGAAAGCUCAAAUCAACGGUAAAACAAAUACAGACUGUUAUUUAAAAUAUUUACUUCUUAAUCCAUGCUAUCAAUUUAAAGAAAUAGUUAAUGAAGCAAGAGCAGUAAUUCUUGCAGGAGGAACAAUGGAGCCUAUGGAUGAUUUUAUUUAUCAACUUUUCCCCUACUUACAAAAAGAAAAAAUUCAUAGGUUUUCUUGUGGACACAUUAUAUCACCAGAUCAUUUAUGCGCUAUAAUAGUAUCUACUGGGCCUACUAGAAAGGAAUUCAUAUUCAAUUAUGAAAAAAGAAACAAUGAUGAUAUAUUAAAUGAACUUGGCAGUGCUUUGAUAAAUCUAUGUAGAGUCAUACCAGAUGGUGUAAUUUGUUUUUUUCCAAGUUAUGAUUAUUUGGAAGAAAUAGUUAAAAAAUGGCAUAUAAAACAAGGAACAAAACUAUCUAUAUGGGAAAGAUUAGAACAAAAAAAAAAAAUAUUCAAAGAAGAAAGAUUUUCAACAGAUAUCGAAAAUAUGUUACAAAAUUAUUCAAACACAAUUAAUUCGUCAAAUACUUCUCACUACAAUGGCGCGCUUCUUCUGUCAGUUAUUGGCGGAAAACUUUCAGAAGGAAUUAAUUUUUCAGAUAAACUUGGUCGAGGUGUAAUUAUAGUAGGGCUUCCUUUUCCAAACAUUCAAAGUGCUGAAUGGAAAGCAAAACUUGAAUUUGUUGAAAAUAAUUUUCGUCAAAAUUUUUUAAAUAAUCCAAGCAUUCAAAAAGGUUCUAUUGAAAAUCUUAUUAAAUCUAUUAGAAAAGAGUAUUAUGAGAACACUUGUAUGCGCUCAGUAAAUCAAUCAAUAGGCAGAGCAAUAAGACAUAGAAAUGAUUACGCCGCUAUAAUUUUUCUAGAUAAACGUUAUGAAUCUGAACAUAUACGUGAUAAAAUCUCUAAGUGGAUAAAAAAUAGCAUAAUUUCUCCAGAUAAAGAAACAAAAGAUAAUUUUGGGCUAUUAUUAAAACAUCUUAUAAACUUUUUUGAAAAUAAAAAAUAA
Molecule: messenger RNA, 2571 nt
Organism: Pneumocystis jirovecii RU7
Lineage: Eukaryota; Fungi; Ascomycota; Pneumocystomycetes; Pneumocystales; Pneumocystaceae
Product: DNA helicase
Exons: 12
Coding region: 1-2571 (856 amino acids)
Biological process (GO): establishment of sister chromatid cohesion; nucleobase-containing compound metabolic process
Cellular component (GO): nucleus
Molecular function (GO): DNA binding; hydrolase activity, acting on acid anhydrides, in phosphorus-containing anhydrides; ATP binding
Source: RefSeq, a predicted model, not a curated record